Messenger RNA from Talaromyces proteolyticus, 931 nucleotides. RefSeq lists its product as uncharacterized. Bases 190 to 687 code for a protein of 165 amino acids. The transcript has 2 exons. NCBI's taxonomy places the organism in Eukaryota, Fungi, Ascomycota, Eurotiomycetes, Eurotiales, Trichocomaceae. The record is from RefSeq and is a predicted model, not a curated record.
GACUCUUAACACUCUUUUUGAUCGAAUAGUAAUAUACUAGUACAUGUCGUUAUUACGUGUAAUCGAUUAGUGGCUCCGACUGGCUUCGAAUUAUUGUGGAAUAUGACUUGACUGAUCACACGACUUGCCAAAUUGGCCACACCAUAAUCCUCCCUAGGCGUGUAGUUUUAUCGCUUGGUGACCAUUAUCAUGGCGUUCAAUGCAAAGAAUCUCAGCUAUGACCGCCAGGAGCCCGCAUUUCUGCGAAAACUUCGCAAUCAAUAUGGCGAAGGCGACUCCGUCCGUCACGCGAAUCCCUCCCAACGACCGCGUAAACCGAAAACUGACGACGAUGAUGACGCCCCAACCUACGUUGACGAAGAAACGAAUGAUACCAUAUCCAAAGAAGACUACGAAGCGCUAUUGAAAGGGGGCGAGGAGAAAGCGGAAAUAGGAACUGGCACAGGCGGCGAUGAGUCGCAAAGGUCCAAAGAAGCAGCUGGUGAGGUAGAAUCUGCUGCUACAGAUGGCCCUAAGGUCCAGAAAAACCUGGCCGAGAUUGGCAGUCAAAAGAGGAAAAAGCAAGUCAAAGUGGUUGGCGCAGACGACGACGAAGCGGACGGCGAGGCGCCUCACAAGGACGGUUCGUCAACACGUAAACCAAAGGCGAAGAAAAAGAAAGUCAAGCUUUCUUUUGACGAGGCUUAAUAGAAAGGACGCCAUUCUGUAAAGAAAUCUGUAUAAUUACCAUGCGCAGCGUGACCCAGAUGAACCGUAGCCAUAGUCGAAAAACUAUGAUGUAAUCGUAAGCGCGAGUCGCUGCAUGCAAGUGUGAACGAGAGCAAUAAUCCUACAAUCAAUUGACCAUAUUGCUGCUCACAUGGGUGGGAAGCAUUGAGAUUCCGCCGUUGUAUUACUGGGUCUUACUCAUAAUUGCUCAACAUAACUUUCG